CCCCCACGUGCUCGUGAACUCUCUCUUUCUCUUUUAGUUUGGUCCGGUUUUGGAAGGGACUUUGACUUUCUCUUGUGCGCUUAGACUUGGUCGGUCGUAGCUCUCCGAUGGCGAUCAGAGGAAUCGUUGCGAUUUCAACGGCGGUGGUGGUGCUGUUUCUGCUGACGAUUAAUCACGGAGAAGCUAUAUGGCUGACGAUUCCGGCGACGGGAGGGACGAAGUGCGUCUCAGAGGAGAUACAGAGCAACGUCGUCGUUUUGGCUGAUUACUACGUCGUGGAUGAGCAGAACCCUGGAAACACACCUGCUGUUUCUGCUAAGGUUACGUCUCCAUAUGGGAACGAUCUGCAUCACCAAGAGAAUGUAACGCAUGGUCAGUUUGCGUUCACGACGCAAGAAACGGGAAACUACUUGGCUUGUUUCUCGGUUGAUUCAAGUCAUCCGCUACCUAACCCGUUGACACUUGGGAUUGAUUGGAAGACUGGUAUCGCCACCAAAGAUUGGGACUCUGUUGCUAAAAAGGAAAAGAUCGAGGGUGUUGAGCUUCAGUUAACGAGACUUGAGGGGUUAGUGCAGGCGAUCCGUGAGAACAUCGAUUAUAUAAAGAACAGGGAAGGAGAGAUGCGAGAAGUGAGUGAAGCAACCAACGGAAGAGUGGCUUGGUUCAGUAUAAUGUCACUUGGGGUUUGCCUUUCCGUUACGGGUGUACAGAUAUGGUACCUGAAGCGGUAUUUCCACAAGAAGAAACUCAUCUAAAGACUUUGGCUUUGAAGGAUACUUUGCUAUGUUUAGUAACAUUACAGAUUCCCUCCCACCUUUGAAAAGAGGGAAAAUCUCAAAGAUUGUAGAGUUAACUGGUUACAAUCACAUUUACAUUUAUUAUUUUCUUUGAAA
This is a messenger RNA of Raphanus sativus (radish), 893 nucleotides long. RefSeq names its product transmembrane emp24 domain-containing protein p24delta5. The coding region runs from base 108 to 755 and encodes 215 amino acids. Gene Ontology annotation, cellular component: COPII-coated ER to Golgi transport vesicle; endoplasmic reticulum; endoplasmic reticulum-Golgi intermediate compartment. The transcript has 4 exons. NCBI's taxonomy places the organism in Eukaryota, Viridiplantae, Streptophyta, Magnoliopsida, Brassicales, Brassicaceae. The record is from RefSeq and is a predicted model, not a curated record. Gene Ontology annotation, biological process: intracellular protein transport; endoplasmic reticulum to Golgi vesicle-mediated transport; Golgi organization.